GGGGAGGAAAGUUGCAGUCUUUGAAUUUCACCUUCAUUCCCAUGGCAGCUAUACCCUCAUUCUCUCAAAAUCCUCCACACAGAACCUUACUCUCUCUUCACUCCUCAUUCAAGGGACAUUCGUUUUCUCUCUGUUUAUACUACUUCAUCCGUUUCAUAUUGGGUAUAUAUACCUCCAUUGUUACACUCACCAAAUUUCCUUACAUUACAGGGAAAUACUAGAACUUCAAGGCCGAACCCAUGUCAAAUUCUCCCCCUCAAAGUCACAGUUAGAGGCGAACCACAGCAAUAUCAAGGACAGACAGCAUGAGCCUUGGUGGUUGUUAAUCAAAUGCUGGCUUCCCAAGUUGCUGGCACAAUGUUUACUACUAGGUAGCGGCUGGACAAUCUGGGGCCACAGCCGGGGUCGAGAAAGAAGGGGAAGAGAAAGGGAAGAGUUAUAUUAGCCGGCCAAGGGAACAGCUGUGGGUUUGGAAUGAGGGGCCAGAAAUCAAGGUCUGGUCCUGGCGUUAGAAGGGGUUUGAGGGUGGCCAGAUGCCUCUUUAUCGUUGUAUCCCCAAAUUGAGGGGGAUUGCUGGAGAUUAUAUAUAUUUCUCAACAAGCUGAAACUUGUGCACAUGGGGUUUAGACCUGCUGUCUAGGUUACCAUUUAACGAAAGGAAAAAAGAGCGAGAAAACAUCUUUUGCAUCAUUUAGGCUAGUGUUUCAAAUUCGUUUGACUAGGCUCAUAUCUGUCAUAUUAGUUACGGAUUUUUUUUUCCCUUUAUUAAUGUUUAGUUUCCCUAAUUUUCAUGAAACCUUCACUUCUCUUUUACAUUAGGAUUUUUUUCCCUUUUAAUUAAUGUCUUGUUUCCCUAACUGUCAUGGAAGCUUCACUUCCCUUUUACAUUAGGAUUGAAAUAAGUAUCUAUAUGCUGUUAUCCUUGUGCACGUCUGUAUUACUGCUCACACGUUCUUCCUUUUCUUGUUUUCUCAAGGUAUGCAUGCAGGGUUACCCAAAUACAUCCCUGUUAACUUAAAAGACAUAGAAACAACAGAAUUUCAAGAAGGGGUUGAGGUAUCACUAGAGACUUUGAAGGAGAAAGGUUUGAUCAACCCAUCGGGAUGAAGAGAAAGGAAACUGCCUUUAAAGGCACAUAACCACAUAAGAUUCUAGGCAAUGGAGAACUAAGUGUCAAGCUGAACAUUAAAGCCCGUGCCUUUUCAGCAUCAGCAAAAGAAAAGCUCGAGGCUGCUGGCUGCUCCCUAACUGAACUGCCAGGACGAAAGAAGUGGGUUAAACCCUCAGUUACAAAGAACCUUGCCCGAGCGGAAGAAUACUGUGCAAAGAGGAAGGCAGCAGCCGCUGGCUGCUACCGAACCAGCUUCUUUUUUUUUUAGAAGGAUAAUAAUUGAAAGUUAAAGAUUAUGAGUUAGGUUACCAUUUAUUCUUGAUAAGACUCGAUCACUAAUCAAGGUGCAAUUUACCAGUAGCUUUUGGACGGUAGAGGCCACCAAUGGGCCGCAGGGAAUGCACCGAACCAGCUUCUGGGUAAGUAAUAACUCACCUCUUUGCUUUAAAAUAGUACAUAAAAUAAAACAUGGAGAAAUUUAAAGGGAGUCUUUUCUCCCAUCUUUCCUUACCGGAAUAUGUUUAUAUUAUAUCUCAAAGGGAUAGAACAGGGUAGAUGAAGGGGAAGAGGAAAGGGGAGAUGGAUGACGCCGCGCAAGGUGGGAAAGCUGAAGGGGUAUCCAAAAGGAAGAGCAAGAAGGCGGUGGAGAGCAAGGAGGAGGAUGGGAAGGAAGAGGCGGCGUCCAUGACGAUGGAGAAUGUGGUUGGGUGGGAGGAGUGGUGGCCGUGGUUGAGUGGCGUGGCGGAUGAGCAAAUGUCAUGGGGGUGCGUGUGGUCGCCGUUAUGGGAUAUGGAUUUUGUGGACACGGCGUAUGAUGAUCUAUUUAGUGAUGUUGUGUGGGAUGAUGAUAUCUGGAACUUGAGGAGCAUCAAUGAGGUUCCCAAGCCUUGAGAAAAAUGUUAAAAAGAAAGAGUUCAAUGAAAACUGAAAAAAUUCACUUUCUGUUUUUUAAGUCUUUUGUGUUUUUUGUUAUAAAUCUUUCUGAUUUGGGUUGCAUGUUCAAUUCCAGCAGAGAAUGAUGGAGGAAUAAAAUAAAACUACAAAUUAUGC
This is a messenger RNA of Rubroshorea leprosula, 2161 nucleotides long. NCBI's taxonomy places the organism in Eukaryota, Viridiplantae, Streptophyta, Magnoliopsida, Malvales, Dipterocarpaceae. The record is from the annotation of a GenBank genome assembly.